CUUUUUUUUUUUUUUCUCUCUCCCAUGGAAUUCCCGAUUUCAUUGAAUUUCUGAGGAAUACCUCCACCAUUCCAUCUAAUAAUUUCUGUAACUCCAACUCGGGUGUUCCUUUCUUCUUCUGCGAACCGGAUGGCAAGCGUAUCGUUGGCAUCAACUCUCUCGUUGACUCCAUUCCAUAAUAUCGUUGGAACCAGAUUCCGAAUCUCCCCACCUCGUAAAUUUCAAGUCUUUUGCCAAUCCAAGACAGAGGAGUUGAAGAUAAGAAAAUGCUCUCCUUUGCUAGAAAAGGCGCAUCUUUCAAGUAAUGUUGCAUUGGUUUCUGAAGAAUUGAAAGCAGUUCCUGACAUUUGGAGGUUUUCAGCUGAAAAGUUUGGUCCUCGGAUAGCAGUGAUAGAUCCAUACCAUGAUCCGCCGUCAACGAUGACUUAUAAACAGCUAGAGCAGGCAAUUUUGGACUUUGCUGAAGGCUUAAGAGUUAUUGGAAUAAAGCCAGGCGAGAAGCUUUCACUCUUUGCCGACAAUUCGUGCAGGUGGCUUGUUGCAGAUCAAGGUAUGAUGGCAACAGGUGCUAUUAAUGUUGUCAGAGGAUCAAGGUCACCUUCAGAAGAGCUUUUACAAAUAUACAAUCACUCAGAUAGUGUUGCAAUUGCUAUAGACAACCCUGAUUUUUUCAAUCGGAUAGCAGAAAAAUUCUGUUCCAGAGCAUUGAUGAGAUUUGUUGUUCUGCUUUGGGGGGAGAAAUCAUGCCUAGCCACUGAAGGGAUGGAGGGUAUACCUAUUUUUAGUUACAAGGAGAUCCUAGAUCUGGGAAGAGAGAGCCGUGAGGCUCUUUGCAGUUCUGAAGAUGCUAGACAACAGUAUAUAUAUGAAACCAUUAGCUCAGAUGACAUUGCCACUGUUGUGUAUACAAGUGGAACCACAGGGAACCCAAAAGGUGUUAUGCUUACUCAUGAAAAUCUACUGCACCAGGUUAACUGCUUGCUUAUUGCUUCUUUGUUGUUUUAGUUUUGGAAACUCCCCAGUCCACAAUAACAAUGUUUAAAUUCAAAAGAAAUCAUUAUCAUCUCAUUUCAUUUAAUUUAUGUAUAUUUUACUGUGGAAUGGAGCAAAUAGUUUCAUAGAAAAUAUGUCAGUAGUAUUUUCUUUCUUGACUUCUGCUGCUGCCACUGCAGACAUUUGACUAUUUCUAGUCAACUGCCAUUCUAUUCAGCCCCAGACCAUCAAAGAGAUUAUUACUAAAUAGAGCAUAAAUCAAGCUCAUUAUUAAAGCAGUGACUUGAGAAUUGCCAUGCACACUUGUUCUUAGACCAAAAGAGCUCAUGUUAGGUGCUUCAUCAUUUUUUAUAAUAUAUACCAUGUACUGAAGGACUUUUGAAGAAGAACUUGAAAUGCCCAGUUCCCUUUAUUGUAGUUGUCUUUUCUUUUAACUGACCUUUAUGACAUAAUGUCCUUUAAAAGAUGAUUCUUUAGCAAAAUAAAAAUUCUUCUAUGUAUUGUUUACUUGCUGUUUCUUUGCAUUUCAUUUGCUAAGUUGUUGAAGUUGUGUUCUAUGUUGCUUUCUUUUUUGGAGAGAGCCUUCUAAUACAUUUUUCCUUUACAU
This is a messenger RNA of Rubroshorea leprosula, 1600 nucleotides long. The record is from the annotation of a GenBank genome assembly. NCBI's taxonomy places the organism in Eukaryota, Viridiplantae, Streptophyta, Magnoliopsida, Malvales, Dipterocarpaceae.